GAUCAGUUUUAAAAAAGACUUCAAAGUGAGUUGAAGGAGUGGUAAAUCAAGGAAUCAAACAUUUUACGGAUUUUUUGGAAAUUUUGCUCAAAGGCAGGAAACAAGAGACGAAUUGAUUUAUCGGAUACAAUAUUUUUUUUCUAUAAUAAAACAGCAUUCACCUUUGAUAACAUGACAACGUUAUCAACAUCAUGGAUUCUCUUGGCCGCUAUGUUUUUGGUCAGCACGUUUCUAAUAAUGGCAUCGGCAACAGGAAAUGAAAUUUAUGAGAAUCGAGGAUUGAAAAGUGAUGAAAUAAAUGGAGAUAAAGAUAAAAAACAAUUUUUCAUGGGCAGUCGUUAUGGUCGAUCACAAUCAGAUUUAACCAGCAUGGAUGAGAAUGGAAAGACAUCAAAUAUGGCAAGAAUAGUUCCAAGAAAUGAUCGAUUCUUUUUUGGAAGUCGAUAUGGAAAACGAUCUGCUCCGAUCAGUGCGAUGAAUGAAGACAACAACCAAUUUCUAUCUUGUUUCUACACAGGUCUUACGAAUUUAUUCAGAUGCAUUGAAAAAAUGGAACUUCAAUUUAAUGUGGACGAAGUAAAGUAAUUUCUCCAUAAAAAUGACACCCACACAGUCUCAACAUUCCUUGGAUAUUUAUUUAUUUAAUUUCUUUUUUUCCUUCGAUGAAACUUCUAUCGGCUGGGAAAAUCAUAACUGAAGUUUUAUUGAACGAAAAUCAAUGACUUUAAGUUGAAGAAAAUUUUCUAAUUCGAUGGUUUUGAGUGAAUGCGACAAAUACGAGACAUUCCCUUUCUCUCCCACGCUUUAGGAAAUAAAUGAUUAUACCAAAUUCUUUGUGAUAUUUUCCGAUUUUAAUUUUGAGAUCAUUGAUGUAAAGUGGCUAAAGAAAUCACCGUUAAUUGAUGACAAAAAGAAUCAAAAUACCAAGAAAAAGGAAAAAUCAAAGGCGACUGAUUCCAUAAAGAGAAUUUUUUUGGGGAAUAAAAUAUUAAAUGAAACUUUCAAUGUAUUUAUGAUGUUAAUAAAUAUUCAUUUAGAAUUAAAAUAUGCAAAAUCUUAAAAGGAGCAUAAAAAAUAAAACUUUAUUUGUCAUGAAUGAAAUUCCUUCUCAACAAUCAAAAUUAAGCAGCGAGGUGAAAGUUUAUCGUUUUGAAGCUUCUUUACAGAGAUGUUUAAAUUUAAAUUCCUAAGUUUUCCAAUCUCUUCGAUGUAACGAAUGCGAUCAAUUAAGACGAGAUUCUCACAAUUGUUCUGUAUCGUCGUUUGAAAGCAAAAUAGAUUUUCACUUAGUUCUUCACCAUUUGGAUAUUUUUGUCUCAAAUUUUUAAAUCUUUCUUUGUGCUCGUCAGACCAUUCUUUUGAUCUUCCACUCGUUUUUUCCAGUAAUUGAUAUUUCAUAAUAAUAUCGUUCAUUGUGACGCGAUUUUCGGGAAUGCUGAUGUUAUUAAUUCGUUUAGUCGUCUCAUCUUGCUUUAUCAGCGCUUCUACUAAAGCUCGUUCAAACAUAUUUUUACCAUGAGUCCAAUGGUCUUCUUUUGACAUUUCCUUCCACUUGGCUGGAGAUUGUUGACCGGCGAGUCUGAGAAACGGUCGAUUAAGGAAUAUCGGAUAGUUUUUUAGAACUGACUUUAGUUCAUGGCUUAGUGGAAAGUAAUUAAAUUCAUUUUUAUCAGAUGUUUUCGGUGUCAUUUUGUGAUAACAACACGGUAUGAAAAUCAGUUUAUUUACUCUUUCGAUGUCAAGAAAAAGUUUAAUCGCUGUAAUUGUUAAAUCGCCACAUCCAUGAAGACCAAAUAUUGCAAGAGGCAUUUCGUUGCCUUCAAAUUGGUUUAUAAGAAAGUUUGCAGAGUUCAUGGUGAUGAAAUGUUGUUCAAACUUCACACAUCCUUUUGAGUUUGGAAAAUAUUUUUCUUGCCGCUCUCUCGCCUUCAAAACUCUAUCUUCUUCGUAUUCCAGUCCAAGAACUUUGUAAUUAAACUUAUCAAACAUGUACUGAGCCAAGUAUCCAACACCACAUCCAAAAUCAAUUAGUUGCGUCACUUUAUCACCACAAACCGAAUAAAUUACUUUCGAAACAUUUUCGAUUUCAUAUUGCUUCUUU
Messenger RNA from Clunio marinus, 2101 nucleotides. NCBI's taxonomy places the organism in Eukaryota, Metazoa, Arthropoda, Insecta, Diptera, Chironomidae. The record is from the annotation of a GenBank genome assembly.